ACAGCGUACUUAAUUUGUGGAAAUCAACAAAGAAGUGUAGAGAUGCCUCCGCAGACGGCAACGAAAAUCGAUAAUUCAUCGACGAACGAUGAAAAUGGAGUUAAACUGGAUCCGAGCAUCGCGGCUGGAAGGAGGACGGCAUCACCGGAAGCCGGAGAAGAAAUCGUCAUUACAGGGAUGGCCGGGAAAUUGCCGAAUUCCGAUAGCGUCUUCGAGUUCCAAGAGAAUUUGUACAACAAAGUGGAGAUGAUGGAUGAGGAUACCAGACGUUGGGAGCACAACCAUGCGGAAAUCCCGAGGAAAGCUGGGAAGAUUUACAACGCGGACAAAUUCGAUGCAAGAUUUUUCGGCAUCCCACAGCUUCAAGUGGACGCCAUGGAUCCAAUGAUGAGGAUUCUUCUGGAGAAGACUUUCGAGGCUAUAUGCGAUGCGGGCUACAGCAUGGAAGAGCUGAAAGGUUCCAACACUGGCGUCUUCAUCGGCGUUUGCAGUUCGGAGACGGAAAAGGAGGUCGUCUACGAGAAGUUGGUGAAGCACAGCUUCAGCAUAACUGGCUGUCUUCGCUUCGUUUUAGGCAUAAGGAUAAGCUACUUCUUUAAAUUCGAAGGUCCAUCUUACGUCUUAGACACGGCCUGCAGCAGCUCCUCGUUCGCCUUCGAGCACGCUUACAAAGCGAUUCGCGACGGAAAAUGCGAGAACGCUAUAGUCGGUGGAGCCAAUCUCUGCCUCCACCAAUUGUUAACUUUACAAUUUUCCAGAUUGGGAGUUUUGAGUUUGAACGACGGCUGCAGAGCGUUCGACGUUGCGGCGAACGGCUACACAAGAUCCGAGGCGAUCUGCGUUUUAUUCUUGCAGAAGGCGAAAAACGCUAGGAGGAUCUUCGCGAAGGUGAUCCACGCGAAAGUCAACUCGGAUGGAUUCAAGGAAUUGGGAAUCACGUAUCCUUCUGGCGAUAUCCAGAAGGAUUUGCUGCAGGAUGUUUACGAAGAGUGCAACGUUUCGCCGAAAGAUGUAACUUUCGUGGAAGCUCACGGAACCGGCACCUUCGUCGGAGAUCCCGAAGAGGUGAGAGCGAUCGGGAUGAUUUUCUGCAAGGAUCGCGAAGGACCUCUGCACAUUGGAUCGGUGAAAUCGUCGAUCGGUCAUACCGAACCGUCGUCGGGCAUCUGCUCGAUGAUGAAGGUGAUCGUGGGCAUGGAGAACGGCACGAUUCCACCGAACAUCAAGUUCACUCAGCCGAGGAAAGACAUCGAGGAUUUGGUUAGUGGAAGAAUCAGAGUGGUCACGGACGCUAUGCCUUGGCCCAACGAUAGGGCUUUAGUCGGAAUCAAUAGUUUCGGUUUCGGAGGAGCGAACGCGCACAUCAUCCUCGAAAGGAACCAAAUCACCAAAGAGACGAAAACCUUACCCGACGACGAUCUGCCGAGAUUGAUUUGCGUCAGCGGAAGAACGCGAGAAGCCACCGAUUACAUACUGGACGAUCUGCAAAAGAAAUACAACGUGGAAUUCAUCAAACUAAUACAAGAAGUUUUCAAAGACAACAUCGAGAACCACAUGCACCGAAGUUACAUCAUUUUAACAGCGACCGGCGAAAUAUCGAGAGAAUCCAGUUGCAUCUUCGAAACCGAUCAAAAGAAAUUAAUGUACUCAUUCAAAGACGACAUCGAGAAUGCUUUCGAACUCGUCGACGAAUUGAAGCGAAUUCCGUUAAUUUCCGCAAUCUGCGAAAACAUCGAUAAUAUAAUGAAAGCCAACAGAUUGAGUACGAACAACAACACAUUUUGGAGUUGCGUUUUGAAUCUAGCGCUCGCUGAAAUCCUGAAAAAACUGAACUUUAAACAAAUGCAUUUCCAAGGUUACGGUUUAAGUUUAUUGGCUUGCGGCUACCUUUCCGAUUGCCUGACUUUAGAGCAAACCGUCUUGAGCGCUUUCGCGUUGACGCAAAACAAAAACGACGUUCUGAAGCGAUUGGAGAUGCUGAUUCCGGUGCAGAAGAAACCGUCCGCGAAAUGGUUGAACAUCAAGGAGAAAGUUUCCGCGAGAUAUUUCCACGAACGAUAUUUGCGCGACAAGAUCAAGCAAAAAUCGGACGUGUUGUUCGUUCGCGGUUCCGAUGAGGUGUCGAUCGAUUUGAGACGCGGCCAAGUCGUAGUUGACUUGUUGCGAGUGUUGGGAAACUUGUACUUGCGCGGUGAAAACUUCAAAAUUCACGAGUUGUUCCCUGAAAUCACGUAUCCGGUGAGUCGCGGUACACCGAUGAUCUCUCAUUUGAUCAAGUGGGAUCACCGGAAAUCUUGGCACGUGAGUCGAAUGAGGACUAUGGAGAAGCCUAGCCACAUGUUCGUUAAGAUCAACUUGAAGGAUGAGUAUUGGAGGUUCAUCAACGGUCAUAUAAUUGAUGGUAGGAAUCUGUUUCCUGCAACCGGUUACUUGCAUCUGGUUUGGACAACGUUCGCGGCGAUGUUAACAAAGAUAUACACUCAAGUCAAAGUCGUCUUCAGCGAUGUUAAAUUCUUGAGGGCGACACCGGUGAGGGAUCAGGAGGAAAUCGAAUUUUGCAUCAUGAUCAGCAAGAGCACCGGAUACUUCGAGAUUUGCCACGAUGAAGCGACUGUAGUCACCGGUUACAUCCACGAAGGGGACGAUACAGUCCAAGUGAUAAAUUUACCGAAACCUUUAGAAAAACAGGAAGAUUUCACCCUCAACGAGCACGAUAUUUACAAGGAAUUCAAACUGAGAGGAUACCAGUACAAGGGUCUUUUCAAAGGCGUCGCGGAGUACAAGAGUUCCGUGGCUAAAUUGAAGUGGCAAAGCAAUUGGGUCGCCUUCAUGGACAACAUGCUGCAAGUGAAACUCAUCGAAGAGGACACGAGGAAUCUUUACGUUCCCACAGGUAUAGACUACAUGGUGAUGGAUUCCGACGGGCACAAGCGGUUCACGGAGAACAUGGAUGGAAAUUGCAUAGAAGUUUGCGUGCACAAAGAAUUAAACAUAAUCAAGUCUGAAUUUAUAGAGAUCAGAGGAUUGAGGGUGACGACAAUUCCACGUAAAAAGAACAACUCUACACCGAUCUUAGAAUCAUACCGUUUCAUCCCCAAUCAGAGCGAUGCGCUGACGCUGCAGGAGAUGAUCAGAGUUAACGUGCAGAUCGUUCAUGAGAACAUACCGAAUUUGAAGUUCUCGGUGAUGGAGUUGAGCGAAGAAUUGCAAUUCGAAGCUUUGAUUGAGGAAGUGUUGAACGAUAUGCCGUUAAUUCAAGGCGAUUUUAAAACUGAAGAGACUCAAGUUAAAUCGACGAAGCUUCAAGAUAAAUGCUUGCUGAUUACGGGGAAACGUUUAGUUGGAAGCGCGAAAUUGCGCGACGGAUUGCAGCAUUUGACGGAGAACGGUUUCGUUUUGAGUCGCGAAUCCGAUUGUAGUGAGAUUCCCGAAGAUUUGUGUUUGAUAACCUGUUACAAAUUGGAGGACGCGCUUUACGUGCUUCUGAGGAAAUGCGAUGAUUCCGCGAAAGAUUACAAGUUCUUCGAUUUCGAUUUACACAGCGAUUGGUUGAGAAAUCUGCAAGGCGCUUUGGCGGAGAAUCCUCGAACGUUGAUUCGUUCGAACGAUAGUAAGAUCGGUGUUUUGGGUUUGAUGAAUUGCUUGAGGAGAGAACCGAACACGAAGAUGGUCAGAUGUUUGAUUGGGGAUAAUGUUAAGGGUCAUUGCGAGGAGCAACUGAAGAAGAAUUUAGUUAUCAAUGUUUAUCAGGAGAAUCGUUGGGGCACUUACAGGCAUUUACCGUUGAUUGAUGUAAACGGGAUCGACGUUGAUCACACGUUCUUGAGGGUGGUAAAUCCUGGGGAUUUUUCAAGCAUGAAGUGGAUUGAGGGUUACUUGAAGAUGGACCAGAGUACGGGCAAGGGGAAGAAGAUGAUACAGAUUCAUUGCGCGGCGUUAAACUUCAGGGACGUGAUGACCGCUUCAGGAAGAUUAACCGCCGACCUUAUAACGAGGAACAGGACGGAACAAAAUUGUCUGCAAGGAUUGGAGUUUUCGGGAAUCGACGCAAAAGGGGAGAGGGUCAUGGGGAUGGUCAAUAACGGUGCUUUAUCUAACAUGGUGAUCGCGGAUGAGCAACUUUUGUGGAAGAUUCCUGACGAAUGGAGCAUGGAAGAUGCAGCCACUGUACCGGUGGUGUACAGCACCGUCCUUUACGCUCUCUUCUGCGUCACAAAGUACAAACGGAAUCAAUCGAUUUUGAUCCAUUGCGGAAGCGGAGGAAUCGGUCAAGCCGCCCUUCACGUCGCCCUUUACCACGGCUACGAAGUUUUCACCACUGUUGGAUCUCAAGAAAAAAUCAAUUUCAUUCGAAAAGCGUUUCCUCAAGUGAAACCUUCAAGGAUCGGAAACUCGCGAGACACAACGUUCGAGCAGAUGAUCUACGAAGAGACUAAAGGACGUGGCGUUGACAUCGUUUUGAAUUCGUUGUCCGAAGAGAAAUUGUCGGCUUCGAUUCGUUGCUUGGCGGCAGGAGGAACGUUCUUGGAGAUAGGUAAAUUCGAUUUAUCGAUGAACAACGCUCUGCAGAUGGAGAUGUGCAGCAAACAGGCUACAUUCCACGGCGUGAUGCUCGAUUCCCUCUUCAAAUCCGAGUCGAAACUGAAGUCAAAACUUUCCAACAUGAUGACCGAAGCGAUUCGCAAGAGCUACGUUAAACCGCUGCCAGGUAACAUCUUCAAAAUGGACCAAGUGGAAGAAGCGUUCAGGUUCAUGGCUUCGGGAAAACACAUCGGGAAAGUAUUGAUCAGCGUGCAGAAAGAGCAUGAACGUCUCGAAUCGUUCAACUCGACAAAGCAAUUUUAUUGCAACCCUGAUGGUGUUUACGUGGUGUUGGGAGGAUUGGGAGGAUUCGGCUUGGAAUUGGUGGAUUGGCUCGUUAUUCGCGGAGCGCGAAAAGUUCUUUUGACUUCGCGGAACGGAAUUACCAAAGGAUACCAACAAGCGCGCAUCAAAACUUGGAAAGAUUACGGCACUCAAAUUAUCGUCUCCAAAGAGGAUUGCUCCAGCAAACGAAGCUGCGUGGCUUUGCUAAAAGAAGCCUCAACAUUUGGCGACGUUUUCAGUAUCUUCAAUUUAGCCGUUGUGCUCAAAGAUGGCGUCUUCGAGAACAUGACCGAAGAGGAUUUCAACGUCUCGUUUAAACCGAAAUAUUUCGCCACGAAGUUUUUGGAUGAAGCGAGUCGCGUUUUGUGCCCGAAAUUGAAAGAUUUCGUUGUGUUCUCUUCGGUGUCUUGUGGGCGAGGAAACCCCGGACAAACUAAUUACGCUAUGUCCAAUUCGUUCAUGGAAAGGAUCUGCGAGCAAAGAAAACUUGACGGUCUUCCGGCCUUGGCGAUACAGUGGGGCGCUAUUGGCGACGUCGGGUUAGUUGCUGAGAUGCAGAAGGAGCAAACGGAGAUUGCGAUCGGCGGUACUCUUCAGCAACGGAUCACGAGUUGCUUAGAAGUUUUGGAUGUUUUGCUGAAGCAGAACGAACCUGUAGUUUCGAGCAUGAUUAUCGCUACGAAAGUGCAAGGAAACGGUGGAAACAGUAUACUUGAUUGCGUGGUGCAGAUCCUCGGAUUGCGCGACAUCAAGACGGUCAGUUUGCACUCUACUUUACCCGAACUCGGGAUGGAUUCGAUUAUGGGGGUGGAGAUUAAGCAGGCGUUGGAAAUGGAUUUCGACGUGUUUCUGUCGCCGCAAGAUAUGAGGAAUCUGACGCUGCAGAAGCUGAUGGAAAUUGCGGAUAGCAAGGAGAAAGGUGUGAGCGUUCAAGUCUCGGAAACGAAAUACGAGGAUUCAUUGAAGAUGUUCAUUGGGCAAUUCGUGGACGAGAGCGUUAGCAAGUUAAGGUUUCAAAGGUAUCCGGAGGAAGAUCGAGCAGGCGAAGCAAUAAUCGUUUUACCGGGAAUCGAAGGGACAGCUUCUAGUUACCGUGAUAUCAUGAAGGGCAUGAACGGAUCCACGUUGGCUAUGCAUUAUUCGCUCAUCCAAGAUCACGAGACCUCCAUCAAAGACGUAGCUUUGAACAUACUUCCGCUGAUGGAAAAAGAAGUGAAGGAUGGUAAAUUCAAGAUAAUUUGUCACUCGUUCGGAUGUUGCGUCGCCUUGGAACUGGUAGCUCUAUUGGAAGCGAAAGGAUUCGAAGGACGUUUAGCUAUAAUCGACGGAUCCCCGGAUCAACUCCACAAAGUGUGCGAAGACAGUCUUUCCAUCCAUUCCGAAAGUUCGUUCGGAAUCAGCGUUAUUUACACCGUGCUUUCCCUAUUCAUUCCCAUCGAAACUCUGCUCGAAAUCAAAGGAAAAUUGAUGGCAAUCAGCAAAUUCGAUGAGCAAAUCGACGUGGUCAUGGGGUACGCACCGAAGGACAUGCGCGAAUCCAAAGAGUAUUUAACCAGUUUAAUCAUCAGCGUUUACAAAAAGAUCAAAUUCAUAUUGGCGUAUAAACCGAGCUUCGCGAAACUGCGAAGCUCAGUCAAACUGUACAAACCGAAAAUAGAGUUAGUCAAGAAUCUGCCGGACGAUUACCAUCUAUCGAAGUACUUUGAAAGACCACUAGAUGUAGCGCAAUUCCAUGGUAAUCAUUCGACCAUCCUCAACAACGAAGAUUUCAUCAAGGACGUCUGUUGUUUCAUAAAUGAGUAAUUUAUAAAAAUUUUGUAUGUUUUUUUUUACUUUUAAUAAAUCGGUGUGUGCCUUGUACGUUCAGCUCC
Molecule: messenger RNA, 6737 nt
Organism: Nicrophorus vespilloides
Lineage: Eukaryota; Metazoa; Arthropoda; Insecta; Coleoptera; Silphidae
Product: fatty acid synthase-like
Exons: 22
Coding region: 43-6669 (2208 amino acids)
Biological process (GO): fatty acid biosynthetic process
Molecular function (GO): phosphopantetheine binding; 3-oxoacyl-[acyl-carrier-protein] synthase activity; oxidoreductase activity
Source: RefSeq, a predicted model, not a curated record